AAAGAUAGACCUCUGUCGCGUUCCUUCGAUCUCGGUAUUGAUCGGCCAUUUUGUUUUCAAUUUUGACAGAAGGAGAACGAACGAGACAGUACUUUUCCCUUUUUGAGGGUCCAGUUUGUGCCUCGAUGUCAGGAUUCUGUUUCACAAUAGACCUUCAUCCAUAUAAGCCUCAGUAAAAUACGACUGUAGUCUACAAAGAGGACUGUCCUCAAAGGCAGAAGGAGAGUAGAAGAAAAUGGAUUAGACUGUUGGAGAUAAUUAAGAUUUUGGAUAUCAUUUGAGUGAUCUACCAUGGCAGAAGGAAAAACACCAUUCAAGAAUCUUGAGUGUGAUCCAGAUGUUGAGGCUAUGGGAGAUGGUAGUGUGCCUGAUAAUGAGCAAAGUAAUUUGAACGACAUCCAGGUUAUUGACCUUGAAGAGACUCAUCAGAAUACCAUUACUUUGCAUCAACAAAAUGGAUGCAAUAGCUCCAAAGACAUAGGUGGAUUGAGAACUGAAGAGUUAACAUGCAAGGAGGAAGACAUCCAGAUAAAGAAGUACCAGUAUCCACAUAAAUCAAGUGAACUCUUACGAGAACUGAAUGACUUCCGUCUUGCAGGAAAGCUUGUGGAUGUAACACUGGUGUCUUCUGAUGAAAGAGCGUUCCCUUGUCACAGAGCAGUCCUUGCUGCCAGCAGCCCUUACUUUGGUGCAAUGUUCACUGAUGAUCUCCAGGAGAGUCGCAGUGAUCGUAUUGAACUGACCAACAUCAAAGGUACUGCUUUGGACUCUAUCAUCCAUGCGGUUUAUAGAUGUGAAGUCAAUAUCAGCAGUGAUUUAGUACAAGACCUUCUCGCUUCAGCACACUUCUUGAACUAUCCCCAUAUCAUACAAUCUUGCUGUCAGUUCUUGGAAGAUUCUCUUACACCGCAGAAUUGCCUAGGAAUCAUUCAGCUAGCUGAAACUUACCUUUGUGAUGAUCUUUGGACCCAGGCUUGGAAUUAUGCUCUAACUAACUUUAGAAAUGUUUCAUCCUGCAAGGAGUUUCUACAGUCAAAUGCAUUGGUCUUAGAACGCCUCGUUAGUAGCAAUGAAUUGAAUGUUUUGAAAGAGGAUGAGGUGCUAGCAGCUGUACUACAGUGGGCUUUAAAUGAUCAAAUGCAUAUCGAGUCUUUGCCAUCAGUUCUUGCAAAAGUGAGACUUCCUCUAGUGAGCAAUGAAUAUUUAACUCAGACUAUGAAUUCAUACCAAUUCCUGCAUGGCAAUGGAAAGUGUCUGUCGCUGAUCAGAGAUGCCCAGAACCUGAAAGAACUUGCUAGAAAUGGGAGUCGUCGCGAUCAUCCCCUCCUGAAACCAAGAAAUUCCAUGAGGACUGAGGUACUGGUAGUAGUUGGUGGGAUGGUAGACAAUAGAGAAUGGAUUACCGAUGUAUCUUGCUUCAACCCAAAGGCUAACCAAUGGUCACCCAUGGCUAACCUUCCAUUCGACCACUCUGACUAUGCAGCUGCAAGCAUUGAUGAUGCUAUCUAUGUAUCUGGUGGAUUUCAUCGCACCAAAGGAAAUAUCUCAGAGGUAUGGCGUUAUGAUGAGGUACAUGAUAGAUGGUCGAGGGUUCAAGACCUGAUACUGCCUCGUUUCAAUCACACAUCAAUUGGACAUGAUCACCAUAUUUAUGUGCUAGGUGGAGAAGAUGCCGAUAGCUCACUAACUGAGAUUGAGAGAUACUCACCGGCAUUGGACAAAUGGGACAUCAUAGGCUCCAUCAGUCCAACUGGAAGUGGUAUGGCUGUUGUAGCCAUUGGCCAAAAGCUCUACAUCAUUGGAUGGUUGACGAAUGUGAGAUUGAUGUGUGUUGUACAGUGUUUUGAUCUAGAGACAGCUGAAUGCUCCACCAUCCCCAGCUCUGGGCUCAACCGUCAACUCUUCCCUGCCGUUGCCCUCAAUGACUCUAUCUUCAUCCUGGGUGGUAAUCGCAUGAAAGAAGUGGCCAUCUAUGAUCCAGAGACUUUCAUAUCCACAAAGGCAGAGUCAAUGAAAUUCAAAAGGAAUACGCCUAGUGCCACAGUAGUUGGAGGGAAGAUCUAUGUGACUGGUGGUGAGUUGAGGCAGCAUGUUGCUAAAGUGGAGGCUUAUGAUCCUGACCUGGAUCUUUGGGACACUCUAGAACCCAUGCCACAUGCCGUUUGCUUUCAUGGAUGUGCUAUGAUCAAGAGGUAUCUAGGUCCACCAUAUUAUCCAUGAUGUUCUCAAUAUUCUGGCUGAGUGCCUGGUAGCCUGGUAAAAAAAUUGCUAAAGAUUGCCUGUACUCUUUGCACAGAUGAUAUGGUAAACUGAAAGGUAGAUGUGUAUACAGGUGAAAAGUGUCAAAUCAGGAUAACUCUUUCCUCUGAGAUUGUUUCAUUAACAUUUAUUUGCAGAGAGUAAAAUUAUAUCUGUUUUGGCAGAAAUUAUGAUUUUGAGGGGUACAAUAUCUUUAGCAAUUUUGUUUUGAAAUGCAUCAUUUUAUUAAGUUUUUGUAGGAGUUGGGGUCAAACACUUGAUACCUUCAAAACAUUUGGAGCAAUCUUGAGUGUUCCUCACUCUGCAACUCUCUGUGAUUCAAUUUGGUAAUGAAAUACAGGUGUUUAGUGAAAGAUGUUCAGAUCUUGGUCAGCAAAAAUCCAAAACCCAACAAAGAAUUUGCGAAGGAUGCAAAUGAUGGGGGGAAAAACAGCACAGUCCAAUUAUUAGAAAAAUCUCUUGCAUCAAUCAUGUCAUGAAUCUAUUCUUGUGCAAAGAAGAUUUAGAUUUGCAGAGGAAAAUGACACUGGCAUUAUUUUGUGCUUAAUGGAUGAAGAAUGUAGCUCUUAACCACCAUGUUUUGGGGUCAUUUCUUUGCUUUUAUUUGACCAAGACUGGUAUGUCAAGAUAACUAUCAGAAUGCAUAUAAUGUAGAAAAGGAAUGCUGGGCCAAACAAAGCAGGUAAUAAAAUCUAGUAAAACCCAGAGCUGUUGGUUUAAACAAACUACAGUACAUGUUUAAGCAGGAAAUUAUUUCCUAAUAUCUCCAAGUGAUAAAAGUGAAGAAAAAUCUAUUGGAAAAAUAGAAAUCCAGUUCUUCUUACAUAACUAUGUAACCACAACCAUUCUUACAUAAAAUGACGUCACCAACUUCAAAAUGGAGAAAAGCACAAUUAAGCUGCAUUUGAAGCUACAUGUAAUACUUUUCUCAAGCAAAAUUCUUAGCUGACAAGCAGUGAAAAUUUGUAAAAAUAUUGAGUUACUGUAUGUUUUCUAGCUUCACUAUUUGCUUCAUUCAGGGUCUUUAUUGUUUAGUUACACAACAUUCUGGACAAAUUUUUUUGUAAGUAAUAAAUUUGAUACAAAAGAAGGAGUUUUUGCUCCUUAAGGAGGCUUCAAGAACAUAAUGAAAGUAUU
This is a messenger RNA of Lytechinus variegatus (green sea urchin), 3396 nucleotides long. RefSeq names its product kelch-like protein 2. The transcript has 3 exons. The record is from RefSeq and is a predicted model, not a curated record. Gene Ontology annotation, molecular function: protein binding. Lineage: Eukaryota; Metazoa; Echinodermata; Echinoidea; Temnopleuroida; Toxopneustidae. Bases 292 to 2220 code for a protein of 642 amino acids.